This is a messenger RNA of Daktulosphaira vitifoliae (grape phylloxera), 2540 nucleotides long. Its product is annotated as ATP-dependent RNA helicase DDX42. The record is from RefSeq and is a predicted model, not a curated record. The transcript has 14 exons. Gene Ontology annotation, molecular function: ATP binding; RNA binding; RNA helicase activity. The coding region runs from base 127 to 2334 and encodes 735 amino acids. Lineage: Eukaryota; Metazoa; Arthropoda; Insecta; Hemiptera; Phylloxeridae.
AAAACUACCGGAUGAUAAUAUUACUGAUAAUUUGAAUAUUAAUAUAUUAAAAUUAAUAUUAUUGAAUAAAUAUAUCUUCAUGAUCUUAUAAACAUAUAAUUAUACAACUAUAGAUGACUUUUUAUAAUGCAGAACAACAGAAUGAAUGAUAAGGUAUCAUUUGCGUUUAAUUCUAGCCGAUCAUCAUCUUCAAGAUCAUCAGCUAUACCUCCUCCGCCUAAUAGUGGUAUAAGUAAACAAGGAUAUUCUACUCUUAAUGCUAUAAAUCAUUCAGCAAUUUCAUCAACUUGGGGAGUCCCUAAGAAACGAGCAAAAACCGAAGAAGAAUAUUUUGAAGAAGAAGAUGAGCACCAACAUUCACAACUUGAUUACAUCCCAGCACCUGAUAGUCCAACAAAUAAAAAGUCUUUUACUGAUUCUGACUCAUCUGAAGACCCUCUAGAUGCAUUUAUGGAAGAUUUAGAAAAAGAAGUAAAAAAAGAAAAAAAUUCUACUAAAAAGAAGGGGACAGAAGAAGAAAAAGGAAUAAGACAAGAUAUUGAAGAUGAAGAUGUAGAAGAAUCUUAUUACCGAUAUAUGGAGGAAAAUCCAACUGCAGGACUAGUCGAUGAUACAUCAGACAUUGAAAUAGAUUAUGAUGAAGAUGGUAAUCCAAUAGCACCUCCCAAGAAAAAAGAAAUCGAUCCUCUGCCUCCUAUUGAUCAUUCAUUACUAGAAUAUAAAAGUUUUGAAAAAAAUUUUUAUGUUCCUCAUAGUGAAAUAUCAGCAUUAAGUGUUGAUAAAGUAGUAAAUCUUCGUAAAACACUUGGAUUACGAGUAAAUGGAGCUGAUUUACCUUAUCCUGUUUCAUCUUUUGCUCAUUUUAACUUUGAUGAAACUUUAAUGAAAGCUAUUCGUAAAUCAGAGUUUACACAACCAACUCCUAUUCAAGCUCAGGCCAUACCAGCUGCAUUAUCUGGAAGAGAUAUUAUUGGAAUUGCUAAAACUGGUAGUGGUAAAACAUUAGCAUUUAUUUGGCCUAUGUUAAUACAUAUUAUGGAUCAGCCUGAAUUGAAGGAAGGUGAUGGACCUAUUGGACUAAUAUUAGCUCCCACUAGAGAAUUAUCACAACAAAUUUAUACUGAAGUAAAAAAAUUUGGAAAAAUAUAUAAUUUAAGAGUAGUUUGUUGUUAUGGUGGUGGUUCUAAAUGGGAACAAUCCAAAGCUCUUGAAGAUGGUACCGAAAUAAUUGUUGGUACUCCAGGCAGAGUUAUUGACUUAGUCAAAAUGAAUGCAACUAAUUUAACUCGUGUAACAUACCUUGUUUUGGAUGAAGCUGAUAGAAUGUUUAAUAUGGGCUUUGAACCUCAAGUUCGGUCUAUAUGUGAUCAUGUGAGACCAGAUAGACAAACAUUAUUGUUUUCAGCUACUUUCAAAAGAAAAAUUGAAAAACUUGCUCGUGACAUACUGACUGAUCCAAUACGUAUCAUUCAAGGAGAUAUUGGUGAAGCCAAUACUGAUGUUACUCAAAUUAUGUUAGUAAUGCCACAAAAUGAUAAAUGUCAAUGGCUUUUAAAUAAUAUAGUACAAUUUCAAUCAGCUGGAUCAAUUCUCAUUUUUGUCACUAAAAAAUUCGAUGCUGAACAACUAGCAAAUACUUUGACUGUAAAAGAAUAUCAAGUUCUACUAUUACAUGGUGACAUGGACCAAGCAGAAAGAAACAAAGUAAUAACAAAAUUUAAAAAACAAGAAGUCAAUAUAUUGGUAGCAACUGAUGUUGCUGCAAGAGGUCUAGACAUUGCUCAUAUUAAGACUGUUAUAAACUAUGAUAUUGCACGAGAUAUUGACACUCAUACUCAUCGUAUUGGAAGGACAGGUCGUGCUGGUGAAAAAGGUACAGCUUUUACUCUUGUAACAUCUAAAGAUUUUGAAUUUGCUGGCCAUUUAGUCAGAAGUUUAGAAGGUGUUGGCCAGGAAGUUCCCACACCACUACUGGAUCUUGCUAUGCAGAGCUCUUGGUUUCGAAAAAGUCGCUUUAAAGGUGGUAAAGGUAAAUCUGUUAAUGCAGGUGGUGCUGGACUUGGAUAUCAAGAGCCAUCUGGUUCCAAUAAAUACUCUAAUUCUAGUUCAUACCAAUGCCCAAAACCAGCUGCUACUCAAAAAGCUGCUGGACCUGGAGCAGGUAGACUUAUGGCUCUAAAAGAAGCAUUUAAAAUGCAAUAUCAAAAUCAGUUUAGAGCUAGUGAAGACCAUACAUGGGAACAAACUGUUGGAUCUGACCCUUCAGCUUCGGUUAAAGUUCACACUGGACCCCUUAAAGAACGCAAGGCAAAAAAAAAUCGAUGGGAUAACUAAUGCAAAUAUUAUGAUACUUUUUUUACUUGUUUUAUGUACCUUAAGACUAAUUGUGUUAGUUUUAAACAUAUAAAAUUUAAUACAUUUUUUUUUUUGCAUUUUAAAAUGUAUAACUAACAAAAUAAAGCUAUAGAAAAAGUAUAAUUGAAAAAAAUGUUUAAAAAAGUAAAUAUAAUGAAUUAAAAAUUUUACAUUUUGCUGAAAAU